Molecule: messenger RNA, 5789 nt
Organism: Anthonomus grandis grandis
Lineage: Eukaryota; Metazoa; Arthropoda; Insecta; Coleoptera; Curculionidae
Product: chaoptin-like
Exons: 6
Coding region: 220-4011 (1263 amino acids)
Cellular component (GO): extracellular matrix
Molecular function (GO): protein binding
Source: RefSeq, a predicted model, not a curated record
UCGAAAGCGCUUCACGUGUCGGGGGCGUCGGGACGCUGCUUAUGGGGACGAGUUUUUGCGUCUUGCAGGUCAGUUUCGUCUUUGUCGCCAGUUGUACAUAUUUCGGAAAAUGGUUUUUCAAUUCAUGGAUGAGUGUUGAUUUUUGCGAUUAAAUCUUUAAAGAAAAAGUGUUGAUACUGUGGUGGUUAUUAGAUUAAAAUUUAUUCAAGUUUGGAUGUUAUGCUGCCGUUUGUGUUAAUAAAAUCCGGGACUAUGUGGCUGCUCUGGUUCAUACUCUACCUAAGUGCAGUGUUUUGUGACGAUUUGGAAGUGAGUCCGUGCAUUUUUAACUCCAUGUGUUCUUGUUCUCAAGACCAGCUAAAUCCAAACCCUUCGAUCGACAGCAUCGCGUGUUUUUCGGUGCCUUUUUAUAGGUUUCCAACCAUGCCAACGAAACAAAUCGAUAGAAUAGAAAUAUUUGACUCCAAAAUUCAUAGUUUGGAGACAGAAAGCUUGGGUUUAUGCGAAAUCCAAGCCCUGGUGUUUAACAACAAUAAACUUCAAUACAUAUCAGAUCGAGUAUUUAGUUCGUCAUUGGAUACCCUAGUUUCCCUGGAUCUAAGCUACAAUCAGCUAGGAGGAAUACCAUUUCAAGCGUUUAAGGAACUUAAGAAUCUUCAUUGGCUGAAUUUGCAUGGAAAUCAGAUCUCUUCCACUAACGGUGAUUGGUCCUACAUGAAACUCUCCCUCAACACCCUCUUCGUAGGUCAAAACGAUUUGACCGAAAUUGCCGAUACUUCAUCAACUUCACCUCACGGUUCACACAGCGGAAUCCGACAACUGAAAUACUUAACUUGGCUAAACGCCGAUGCCAACAGAAUACAUAAAAUCCAUAAACAUUCACUCCCAGCUUCACUUAAGACCGUUAGUUUGUCAUAUAAUUUAAUAGAAAACUUUCCGCUAGACGUGAUCGCCUCGAUGCCUCACUUAGAGUGGCUUUAUCUAAGAGGAAACCAUAUAAAAACCAUUCCAGAUUAUACGUUUGCAAAAAAAUUCUGGAUACAGAAAAUCGACCUGAAUCAGAAUUAUUUGAAAUAUUUACCAACGAAACCGUUUAAUGGAUCAAUAUUUGUUAGAGAUAUGUUUUUGGGAUCUAAUGAGUUUGAAACAGUCACCACAAAUAGUUUUGAAGGGCUUGAUUGCCGUAGAAUUAUUUUUGCUUAUAAUCGAAUUGAGCGUAUUGAAGACGAAGCGUUUUAUGGAGUUCUGAACUCUUUGGAGUAUCUCGAUUUGGACCAUAAUCGCUUAAAAGCAAUUCCUCUUGCCAUAAGUCAGCUGUUUGCUUUAAGGUUUUUAUACUUAUCAUUCAAUUAUAUUAGUGAAAUUUCUGUGGGAUCACUAGAAAAUUUCCAGGAGAGCCUAAAAGCCUUGACUCUAAGUGGCAACAGAUUAACGAAAACACCUGUUGAAGCCAUACAGAAUUGCACAAAAAUUACAUACUUUAAUAUCGCCUCAAAUCAAAUAAACGAGAUCAACCAGGGAGACUUUUUAUACUGGGGAAGUACUGUGCAAAUAUUCAAUAUAAAUAAUAACCGAAUAACCAGCUUAGGCAAUAAAAUCUUCGAGGAUAUGCCAAAGCUAAGGGAGCUUUGCCUAAGCUACAACCCUAUAAGGACGAUUGACCCAGAAGCAUUUUACGGGCUGGACAAUCUGGAAACGUUAGAACUUUCAUCCAGUUUCGAACGUGACGACUUGCCAUACGAAGCAUUUAAAACUUUGGACAAUCUCAAACAUCUGUUUUUAGAUCACAAUAACCUUCACGAGAUAAAAUCCAAUUCGUUCGACUCCCUUUUGGAAUUAUCUUAUCUGAACUUGGAAUCAAAUAAGAUCGAAGCUAUACCGGCAACACUGUUUAAAUCCGGCAUACAUUCGAAACUCGGUAACGUCGUGUUAUCGAACAACGAGCUUAACACCCUGGAAACUGGAACUUUUCAGCACUUGGAAAACCUGGAAGUAGUCUGGCUGACUGGCAAUAAGAUUAGGCAUCUGGAAAUUGAAUCGUUUUCGAAUUUGUCGGCAUUGAACGCCGUUUUUCUUAGUAAUAACGAGAUAAGCAGCGUGAGUGUUGGCGCCUUUUCACAUUUACGUGCCCUUAAGCAGCUUGAUAUGCAGUUUAAUAUGCUGAGGAAAUUCUCGUUUGGGCAGUUUGUUAAUUUAGAGAGCCCACUGUUAUUAAAUCUUAGUCAUAAUAAUUUAAUAUCAUGCUCAUCAGGCGGUCAGCAGCUUAAGUUGGAUGUGCUGGAUCUGCGCUUUAAUAAAUUUACUGAAGUCCCUAAAUGUCUUGAAUAUGUGAGCUUCUUGAAAAAGCUUUAUCUAAAUUUUAAUGAAAUUACUGAUUUGAAGUAUAGCAGCUUUCAAAAACUGACUUCAUUAGAAGAACUAAGUUUGCAUCAAAACUCUAUAUCAACUAUAGAUAGGAGGGCAUUCUUUGGCUUGCAAAGCUUGCAAACACUGGAUUUAUCCAAGAAUGCCAUAGAUAAUUUGCAGAAUCUUAGAUUUUCCGAUAUGCCAAAGUUGAGAAUUUUAAAGCUAAAGGAAAAUGGAUUAACGUAUCUCCAGAGGGAAAUUUUUGUGGGAACACAGCUAGAAUUCUUGGACAUAAGUUACAAUUCAUUCUCAAUAGUACCGAAGGAAUGUUUGCUAGAAGUUGGAAACACUUUACGGCACCUCUCUUUGCAAUCGAACAAUCUGGAGCAUAUCGACGUCACUAGUUUUCCCGACAUGCCAUAUUUAAACUAUCUGGAUUUAAGUAAAAAUAGAUUAACUAUUUUACCAGAUAAUGUAUUUACGCAGCUUAGUUUACUUCAGUAUCUAAAUUUAGGUUUUAAUCCAAUACGAGCUAAUUUCAAAGAGUUAUUUCAUUAUGCCCAGAACUUAAGGCAUUUGAAUUUAGCGAAUACUGGCUUAACUUCAACUCCCAUAUUCCCUUUAUCCGACUUAGUUUAUUUAAACUUAUCUUACAAUAAUUUGCAGAAUAUUAAUAAAAAUUCGUUUCAAAUGCUGUCAAGACUGAAAUAUCUCGAUUUAAGUCAUUGUAAUUUAAAUUAUAUACCAUCGCAUCUGUGGGUGCACUUGGCUAACUUAAAAGACUUGGAUUUAUCCCAUAACCCUAUAAAAGAAAUAACGGUAGAUAGUUUUCAUGGCCUAAAAUAUUUACAAGUAUUAAAUAUACAGUAUCUUAAAAGGUUAUCAAGAUUUGAGGGAAAAUCUUUGGUGCAGUUAAGGAUCCUUUCUGACUUAUAUUUGCAAACUGCACCAAUUGUAGAUAACUUUUAUGACGAACUGUGCUAUGUUUUAUCGCAUAUGAACCAACUUAGAAGACUGAAAAUAAAUUUUAUUGAACACAGACUGCAGGAUCAACUCUCCUGCUUAUCAAACAAGAAACUCGUUUAUUUAGAAAUUUCUGGUAGAAACUUACAAGUAAUUGAAAGGGAAGCAUUUUCCAAACUCACCAAGAACCCCAGUCUAAAUAUAAAGAUUUCUGGAACACAAAUAACUGAGUUGCCUUCCGGAUUGUUUUCAAAUAUGCACCAAAUUCAACAUUUGAGUAUUGAUCUGACGAAUAAUAUGCUGACUAUACUGACUCCAGAGACUUUUUAUGGGAACUUGUCAACGUGGGAUGAUAUUGGUACUGGAUUAGUUUCAGGUGGUCUUCUUCUGUCAGGCAACAGCUUCCGUUGUGGCUGUCAUUUAGCGUGGUUGGGCCACUGGCUUCGCCGCUGGUCAAGAGAGAAUUUCAGCCCACGUACCUCCACCAAUGAAUAUAUCCAAAACAUCCAGGAAACAGCGCGAGAAGGUACUUGCUGGGACUCAGUACUAGAGCAACACGUUUCCAUAAUGAAGUUGCCUCCUGUAGAUAUGAGCUGUCAAGCCAGCGCGUUAAGUAGCAACGCUGAGUGUCUUCUUAUCUCCAAGGUUAGUGUUGCUUUUACAGUGUUUUUGGUGUGGUACUUAGUGGGUUUUGGAUCUUGAAGGCCAGUACUAAGAAAUCAUGUUUAGACAUGAAAAGAACGGCAUGUGAUAAACAAUAGUUUUCUCAAGUUUGUAAAUAGUUAUUGUUUAAUAUAAUGGCGAGUGAUUGAAGGUCGGUUGUCAUAAUAAACGUUAAAAUAAAUGUAUUUUGCUUAUCCUUAUUACAUAUUUGUGUAUAUAAUGUUAGAGGUUAAAGUAGCAUUGAAAUAUUUUUUUUUCAAAUAUUUCAGUUUUUAUUGGCACCUAAAUACAAUUAUUUUAUUUAUUUAUUGUGACAUGUGCGUAAUAAUUGACUGAAAAGGUACUGUGAUAGGACUGUCCAUUAUAAGUAUUUUUGUAAAAUACAUAUUAUAUCACUGAUUACUGCUUUUAGGUGCGAAAAUAUGACCUAAGUGAAAAUUAAAUUAACUGCGUUCAAAAAAUGCAAAAUUUUGUGAUUCCAAUUUGAGAUUAAUUGAUGCAAAGGAGGGAUUUAAUCAAACACUGCUUCAAUUGUAUUUUGGGAAAAAAUAUUAAGAGCCACAUUUCACAAGUCGAUUUGACGAUUUUUUUAGUACAGAAGUAAUUUCUCGAACAAAUUCUCUUUGAAUACUUAACAGUCUUGACAAACGUGCAUAAUAAAUUUUACAAUUUUCAAUUUGUUUUCUUUAAAUAAAAGGGCAUUUAAUCAGUUAAGUUGUACUGAAAACUUACGUAAUGCCAACUCUUUCGUCUAUGGUCUAUAUAAUUCGCACCCGAAAAUUAAUCAUUGAAAACAUAUCAAUUAUUGUAAAUAUUUGUGUUGUUGUUGAACCAUCCUAACAUUUAGACUUAGUUAAGAUUAGAAGAAAAAUUAAAACUUAUUUGUCAAUAUGUAUGGACGAUGAUAAAAAUUACACUGUAGAAGUACACCUUAAUAUAUUAAUGAAUGAUGGAAAUAAGUCUCACUUAUACCUAUAUGUAAGGAUUUUCCAUUAUCAGUAUCUAUUUUUAAUUUUACAGAAUAGAGCUCCAAAAUUAAAAGUCUAUAAAUAUUAUGGUCUCAGUACGUAAUUCAUAACUCAAUAGAAGUUUAAAAAUAAAACUAGGUACACCUUAAUGGAAAAUCGACUAUUUAAAGUAAUUUAACGCCCAAAAUUGUUAUAUGGAUAACACAUGUAAAUUACAUAUUAGUCUUUUAUAAAUUACAUUGAUAUUUGUAUAGUAGAUAGAACAAUAUAUAAUGUAAACAUAAUUUCUUUUCCGCAUUAAUUUACGAAUAAUGAGUAUCAAAAUAUGUUGAAUUGUAUAACACAAUGUAAACAAUAUUUGUUAAAAAUGUUCAUGUAAAUAAAAUGUAAAAUAUCACUUUAAUAACUUAUGGCUAUGCAACUUAAAACGAAAGAUUUAGUGAGAUCGAGGUAUAUAGAUGUAGAAUUUAGAUAACACUAUAGAGAUAAGCGGAUAAGUUAUUUUUAGGUUUACUUUUUUGCUCAACUCUAUUCAAUACUGAAAAAUUGGUAAUUUUAUAAAAAAUAAUAAGGAGAUAAAGUGCAAAAAUUGUUUUAUGCUCAGCUUUCGAGAAAAUCUUCUAACAGCAUUAUUUAAAGCCUGUAAUCAGGCAAUAUAAGAAAUCUAAAAUUACGUUCACUUAAGUUAUGCAAAAUUUUUCUUAAGCAUUUUUUAAUUUUAAACUGAGGUUAGGUUCUAUAACCCUUCAACAAAUCUUUAAUAUAAUUCACCGUUACUGGGGUUUGUAUGAAUUUAAUAAACCUUCUAAUAAAGACUGUAUUUUAUAACUAAGCUAAUUUAUCUUCAAG